This is a messenger RNA of Lacerta agilis (Sand lizard), 7290 nucleotides long. RefSeq names its product DNA polymerase epsilon, catalytic subunit (gene POLE). The transcript has 49 exons. The record is from RefSeq and is a predicted model, not a curated record. Gene Ontology annotation, cellular component: nucleus; epsilon DNA polymerase complex. Gene Ontology annotation, biological process: leading strand elongation; nucleotide-excision repair, DNA gap filling; mitotic cell cycle. The coding region runs from base 1 to 6888 and encodes 2295 amino acids. Lineage: Eukaryota; Metazoa; Chordata; Lepidosauria; Squamata; Lacertidae. Gene Ontology annotation, molecular function: single-stranded DNA 3'-5' DNA exonuclease activity; DNA-directed DNA polymerase activity; nucleotide binding.
AUGGCGUAUUGGAGAGGCGGAGGGCGGCGUCGCCGAUGGGGAACGGAGCCCCCCGCAGAAAGCGGCGAGGGAGAGGCGCCGCAGCGGGAUGAUAGCUCCUCGUUUUCUGCCCUCAAGCGUUUGGAGCGCAGCCAGUGGACCGACAAGAUCGAUGCACAAUUUGGGUUUGAGAGGAUGAAAGAACCAGGCGAAAGGACAGGGUGGUUGAUCAACAUGCACCCUACGGAGGUGUUAGAUGAAGAUAAACGUUUGGUCAGCGCUGUGGAUUACUAUUUCAUUCAGGAGGACGGAAGUAGGUUUAAGGUGGCAUUGCCCUAUAGGCCAUACUUCUACAUUGCAACCCAAAAGGGUUGUGACCGAGAAGUGUCAUCCUUCCUUUCCAAGAAGUUCCAAGGCAAAAUAACAAAACUGGACACUGUACCCAAAGAGGACCUGGACCUGCCAAAUCACCUGGUCGGCCUGAAGCGGAGCUACCUCAAGCUGUCUUUCAACACUGUGGAUGACCUGGUAAAGGUGCGCAAGGAGAUCACACCUGCUGUGAAGAAAAACAGGGAACGGGACCAAGCGAUGGAGACUUACACCACCAUGCUGACCAGUGCCCUUGCUGGGAACAGCCUGUCCAGCAAGGAGGACGCUCCCUCCAAGAAGACUGCUGACCAGAUGGACAACAUAGUGGACAUGCGGGAGUACGACGUCCCCUACCACAUCCGCCUGUCAAUUGAUCUGAAGAUCCACGUGGCUCACUGGUACAAUGUCCGCUUCCGAGGCAGCAGCUUCCCGCCUGAAAUCACCCGGCGAGAUGACCUGGUUGAACGGCCGGAUCCUGUCGUCCUGGCCUUUGACAUCGAGACCACCAAACUCCCUUUAAAGUUUCCUGAUGCAGAAACGGACCAGAUCAUGAUGAUCUCCUACAUGAUUGAUGGCCAGGGUUACUUGAUCACAAACAGAGAGAUCGUUUCAGAGGACAUUGAAGAUUUUGAGUUUACUCCCAAGCCGGAGUAUGAGGGGCCUUUCUGUGUCUUUAAUGAACCAGAUGAGGCCCACCUCAUCCAGAGGUGGUUUGAACAUGUUCAGGAGACCAAGCCAACCAUCAUGGUGACAUACAACGGAGACUUCUUUGACUGGCCCUUUGUGGAAACCAGAGCAGCAGCUCACGGGAUGAAUAUGCAGCAGGAGAUCGGAUUCCAAAAGGACAGCCAGGGGGAAUACAAAGCUCCUUCGUGCAUCCACAUGGAUUGUCUCAGGUGGGUUAAGAGAGACAGUUACCUCCCAGUGGGAAGCCAUAACUUGAAAGCGGCAGCCAAAGCGAAGCUGGGCUAUGACCCCGUGGAGCUGGAUCCUGAAGAGAUGUGCCGGAUGGCUACUGAGGAACCUCAGACUCUGGCCACCUACUCAGUGUCCGACGCUGUUGCUACUUACUACAUGUACAUGAAAUAUGUCCACCCUUUCAUCUUUGCUUUGUGUACCAUCAUUCCCAUGGAGCCGGAUGAAGUGCUGCGAAAGGGCUCAGGGACUCUUUGCGAGGCGCUGCUCAUGGUCCAGGCCUAUCACGCCAACAUCAUCUUCCCCAACAAGCAAGAGCAGGAGUUCAACAAGCUCACCGACGAUGGGCACGUGCUGGACUCGGAGACCUAUGUUGGGGGCCAUGUGGAGGCCCUGGAGUCGGGGGUCUUUCGCAGCGACAUCCCCUGCCGCUUCAAGAUGAACCCUGCUGCCUUCGACUUCCUUUUACAGCGUGUGGAGAAGACUCUGCGCCACGCCAUUGAGGAAGAGGAGGGAAUACUCCUUGACCAAGUGACCAACUUCCAGGAGGUUUGCGAUGAAAUCAAAGUCAAGCUGAACUCCCUGAAGGAAGUCCCCAACAGGAUUGAAUGUCCUCUGAUAUACCACCUGGACGUGGGGGCCAUGUACCCAAAUAUAAUCCUAACCAACCGGCUUCAGCCCUCGGCGAUGGUGAACGAGGCCACGUGUGCCGCCUGCGACUUUAACAAACCAGGCGCCAACUGUCAGCGGCGGAUGACCUGGCAGUGGAGAGGAGAAUUCAUGCCCGCGAGCCGCAGCGAGUACCAUCGCAUCCAGCAGCAGCUGGAGUCGGAGAAGUUCCCCCCUCUCUUCCCAGAUGGACCGCCCCGGGUAUUCCACGGGCUCUCCCGGGAGGAGCAAGCCAAAUACGAGAAGAAGCGCUUGGCAGAUUACUGCCGCAAAGCCUACAAGAAAAUCCAUGUGACGAAGGUUGAGGAGCGUGUCACCACCAUCUGCCAGCGGGAAAACUCCUUCUAUGUGGACACCGUGCGGGCCUUUCGCGACCGCCGCUACGAGUUCAAGGGGCUGCAUAAGGUGUGGAAGAAGAAGCUGGCUGCCGCCAUGGAGUCGGGUGACGCCUCGGAAGCGAAGCGCUGCAAGAACAUGGAGAUCUUGUACGACUCCCUGCAGCUGGCACACAAGUGCAUCCUCAACUCCUUUUACGGAUACGUCAUGCGCAAAGGAGCUCGGUGGUACUCCAUGGAAAUGGCUGGCAUCGUCUGCUUCACUGGCGCCAACAUCAUCACACAGGCCAGGGAGCUGAUAGAGCAAAUUGGGAGGCCACUGGAGCUGGACACAGACGGGAUCUGGUGUGUGCUUCCAAACAGCUUCCCGGAAAACUUUGUCAUCAAAUCGACCCACGCCAAGAAGCCCAAGGUGACAAUCUCCUAUCCGGGUGCUAUGCUGAACAUCAUGGUGAAGGAAGGGUUUACAAACGAUCAAUACCAGGAGCUGGUGGACCCAGCCUCGCUCACCUACGUUUCCCGCUCGGAGAACAGCAUCUUUUUUGAAGUGGACGGCCCAUACUUGGCCAUGAUUCUCCCCGCCUCCAAGGAAGAAGGCAAGAAGCUGAAGAAAAGGUAUGCUGUGUUCAACGAAGACGGCUCCUUGGCUGAGCUGAAGGGGUUUGAGGUGAAGCGGCGGGGGGAGCUGCAGCUGGUCAAGAUCUUCCAGUCGUCCGUCUUUGAGGCCUUCUUGAAAGGCACCACUUUGGAAGAGGUUUAUGCCUCCGUCGCCAAAGUGGCCGACUACUGGCUGGAUGUGCUCUACAGCAAGGCUGCCAAUAUGCCUGACUCUGAGUUAUUUGAGCUUAUCUCCGAGAACCGGUCCAUGUCCCGCAAGCUGGAGGAUUAUGGGGAGCAAAAAUCCACCUCCAUCAGCACUGCCAAGCGCCUGGCUGAGUUCCUGGGGGAUCAGAUGGUGAAGGAUGCUGGUCUGAGCUGCCGGUUUAUCAUUUCUAAGAAGCCAGAAGGAUCCCCAGUCACAGAGAGGGCCAUUCCGCUGGCCAUUUUCCAGGCUGAGCUCUCGGUCCGCAGGCACUAUCUCCGGAAAUGGCUCAAGAGCCCCUCCCUGCAGGAUUUUGACAUCCGGACGAUCCUGGAUUGGGACUAUUACAUCGAGAGAUUGGGCAGCACAAUUCAGAAAAUCAUCACCAUCCCAGCAGCCCUACAGCAGGUAAAAAACCCCGUUCCUCGCGUCCGACACCCCGACUGGCUCCACAAGAAGCUCUUGGAAAAGAACGACAUGUACAAGCAGAAGAAAAUCAGUGAGCUGUUCACAAGUGAGGGCAAGAGACAGGUCUCCGCCAACGUAAUCCAGGAGGGCACGCCCUCCACACAGGUGGCAGACAUGGAAGAUUUUGGGGUCGCCAAGUCUCUGCAGCCGGGGGUCCCCGUGUCAAAUAAACGUAAACGCAUCCCUACAGCAGAGGAGAGCCAGCAGCAGUCCCAGAAUCCGGAACUAACGCAGUCCUGGAGGGAGAUCUUGGGUCCGCCACCUCCCACUGGAACCACCAAGGAGGAGCGCCUGGUCUGGCUGUGCUACCACAAGAAGAAGUGGGAGAUUCAGGCUCGCCAGCGCCAGGAGCGCCGCAAGAGGCGGCGGCUGGCAGAUGGCGAGUCGGUCCUGGCCGGGGGUGUGAUCCGGGCAAGGACCUCCAUGGGGCUUGGGAGCUACCUGAGCAAAACGGCACGCAGCAUCCUGGACAUGCCCUGGCAGAUCGUGCAGAUCGCUGAGACCAGCCAGCCAGGCCUCUUCAAGCUGUGGGCCGUCGUUGGAAGCGACCUGCAUUGCCUCAAGCUGAAUGUCCCCCGCGUUUUCUACGUCAACCAACGCGUCCCUAAACCUGAAGAGAGCACUGCGUAUCGUAAGGUAAACAGGAUCCUUCCUCGUUCCAACUUGGUUUACAACCUCUAUGAGUACUCUGUGCCCGAGGAAAUGUACCAGGAGCACAUCAACGAAAUUAACGCCAGCCUCUCUGCCCCAGAUAUCGAGGGGGUGUACGAGACCCAGAUCCCAUUACUGCUGCGGGCCCUGAUCCACCUGGGCUGUGUGUGCAUGGUCAACAGGAACUUGGUGAGGCACCUCACUGGCCGGGAGGCUGAAACCUUCAACCUGGAGCACCUUGAGAUGCGCUCCCUGGCCCAGUUCAGCUACCUGGAGCCAGGUAGCAUCCGGCACAUCUACCUGUACCACAACUCCCAAGGCAACAAGGCGUUGUUUGGCCUCUUCGUCCCAUCUCAGCGGAAGGCGUCUGUUUUUGUGCUUGACACGGUGCGGAGCAACCAGAUGCCCAACCUCAGCAACAUGUACUCGGCGGAGCACAGCGCCAUGGUGGCGAAGGUGGGCGAGGAGCUCCUUCCACCCAACAAGCAUGCCUUCGAGGUGCGAGCGGAGACAGACCUCAAGACCGUCUGCAGGGCCAUCCAGCGCCUCCUGCUGGGCUACAAGGACGAGCGCCGAGGUCCCACCCUCAUCGCCGUGCAGUCCAAUUGGGACUUGAAGAGGCUGGUCGGAGGGAUGCCCGUCUUCGAGGAGUUCCCGCUGGUUCCCGUCCAGGUGGCCGACGACGUCAACUACAGCAUCCUGGACUGGCAGCGGCAUGCUGCGCGGCACAUGAUCCGGCGCUACCUCAGUUUGGACACCUGCCUUUCUCAGGCCUUUGAGAUGAGCAGGUACUACCACAUCCCCAUCGGGAACCUCCCUGACGACAUCUCCACCUUUGGCACGGACCUCUUCUUCUCCCGCCACCUCCACCGCCACAACCACCUCCUGUGGCUCUCUCCCACCUCCCGCCCGGACCUGGGGGGCAAGGAGGCAGACGACAGCCGCCUGGUCAUGGAGUUCGACGAGAGGGUCUCCGUCGAGAUCAAUAACCCGGGCUGCUAUUCCACAGUCUGCGUGGAGCUCGACAUCCAGAGCCUGGCGGUGAACACCGUCCUGCAGUCCCAUCACGUCAACGACAUGGAGGGGGCCUCCAGCAUGUGCAUCAGCUUUGACGUGAUCCAGCAGGCAUCGCUGGAGGACAUGGUCACGGGGAACCAGGCAACCAGCACCCUGGCCAGCUACGACGAAACGGCCCUCUGCUCCAACACAUUCAGGGUAUUGAAAAGCGUGGUGGUCGGCUGGGUGAAGGAGAUCACGCAGUACCACAACGUCUACGCCGACAACCAGGUGAUCCAUUUCUACCGCUGGCUGCGCUCCCCGACUUCGCUGCUCUACGAUCCUGCCUUGCACCGCAUGUUGCACAGCAUGAUGAAGAAGCUCUUCCUCCAGUUGGUGGCAGAGUUCAAGCGCCUCGGCUCCUCGGUGGUUUACGCCAAUUUCAACCGCAUCAUCCUAUGCACCAAGAAGCGGCGCAUCGAGGAUGCCCUGGCGUACAUGGAGUACAUCACCAACAGCAUCCAUUCGAGAGAAAUCUUCCACUCUUUGACCAUUUCUUUCUCGCGCUGCUGGGAGUUCUUGCUGUGGAUGGACCCGGCUAAUUACGGCGGGAUCAAAGGCAAAGUGCCGUCCCAGAUCCACUACGGGGAGGGGAUCAGCGAGAAACGGGCAGUCUCCGUUGAAGGCAGUGAAGGGGAGGAGGAGGAAGAAGAAGAAGAAGAGGAGAAGGAAGAAGGGGCUGAAGAGGACAAUGGAGUGGAAGAACUGCUGGAGAACAAUUGGAACAUCAUGCAGUACCUGCCCCAAGCAGCCUCCUGCCAGAAUUACUUCCUCAUGAUCGUGUCUGCGUACAUCGUUGCUGUCUACCACAGCAUGAAGGAAGAGAUGCGUCGGUGCGCUCCUGGGAACACCCCCGUCAAGAGGCGAGCAAGCAGCCAGGUCUCCCAGGAGCCUGUGGGAGAGGGAGGUGUCAUGCCUGGCAUGAUCACCUUCUCUCAGGAGUACGUCACCAACGAGCUCACCCAGAGCUUCUUCACCAUCACCCAGAAGGUGCAGAAGAAGGUGACCGGUUCCCGUCGGACCACGGAGCCCUCCGAGAUGUUCCCCGCUCUGCCCGGCUCCCACCUGAUGCUCAACAAUCCAGCGCUGGAGUUUGUGAAGUACGUCUGCAAGGUCUUGUCUCUGGACACGAACAUCGCCAACCAGGUGAGCAAGCUGAAACGGGACCUGCUGCGCCUGAUUGAAGUGGGGGAGUUCUCAGAAGAGGCCGAGUUCCGGGACCCCUGUCGCUCUUACGUCCUCCCAGAGAUGAUCUGCAGGAACUGCAACUUCUGCCGAGACCUGGACCUCUGCAAGGACCCGGCCCUCUCUCAGGAUGGCUCUGUGCUUCCUACCUGGGCCUGCUCCAACUGCCAGGCCCAGUACGACUUGGAUGCCAUUGAGAUGGCCCUGGUGGAAGCCCUGCAAAAGAAGCUGAUGGCCUUCACCCUUCAAGAUCUGGUGUGCCUCAAGUGCAAAGGCAUCAAAGACACACACAUGCCUGUUUACUGCAGCUGUGCUGGAGAUUUCGACCUCCUGCUGCCCACCAAGGCCUUCUUGGAACAGCUGAAGGUCUUUCAAAGCAUCGCCCGCCACUACAACAUGGGCUACCUGCUGGAAAAUAUUAAAUGGCUGCUUCAGAUGAACCCUCAGCUUCUCUUGUAAGAUGAGGAUACUACCGCUGUGGACAGGCUGGCGCACACCUGCACCCCAGCGUCAGAGCCCCCACACACCUGCCAUGGGGUCCUGGGACCUAGACUAUUCUCCUGGCCAGGCUGCAGGUUCAGCUUCGCCCUGGGACAAAAACAUUCAGAGGCUUGACGUUUGUUGCGUGCUGCGGGGAAGCAGGCAACGCCUUUUGGUGAGCGAAUUGUGGAGGGAGGGGGACCAUCCUCUGAAACCAAGCCCAGGAGCAAGUGAAGAGGCCUCCACAAAUAGGCUAACUAACUUCCUGCUUCUUUGAUCCCCUUUUGCUGGGAUUUGGGAGUGCAAGACACAGAAAAAAAGCCUUCAAUCACGGAGCUCUCCUUUUUUUGCCCCAAUUUUAUUCUGUGUUUCUGUGUGUGU